UUUGCGCCCGCAGCAGCUCCACAGUGCGUACUUGUGUUUUAUUGAUGAUGAUGAUGAUGAUGAUGGUGUGGUAACCUGAUGAGAGAGCCAGUUGCCACGGCGGCUGCUGCCAUGUCGUACCAUCCUCAUCUCGGUGCCGCUCAGCCCUCGUUCCUCGCCGCGCUGUCUCUACCAGAUGUCGCCCUGUCGGAGCGCUAUUCCUCCUCCGCCUCUGACGCGCGGCGGCGCGCGGAUCUGCGCCGCCAGCCUCAAGUGGCUCCUCCGCGCUCCCUGACGAGCCUGCAGCUCGAACCUGGACCCGAUGAUGACCCGGUCGUCACACUGGAGUCAAAGAAUCUGUGGGAUGAAUUUCACAACAUGGGGACCGAGAUGGUGAUUACAAGGUCUGGAAGGAGGAUGUUCCCGCCUUUUAAAGUGACAGUAGACGGGCUGCAGGAGUCGGACAAGUACAUCAUGCUAAUGGACAUCGUCGCUGUCGAUGAAUGCCGUUACAAGUUUCACAACUCCCGCUGGAAGGUGGCGGGGAAAGCUGACCCUGAGAUGCCAAAGCGUAUGUACAUUCACCCAGACAGCCCCUCCAAAGGAGAGCAGUGGAUGAGCAAACCCGUCACUUUUCACAAACUCAAACUCACCAACAAUAUUUCCGACAAGCACGGGUUUACAGUUUUGAAUUCGAUGCAUAAAUACCAGCCCAGAUUUCACAUUGUGAGAGCCAACGACAUAAUAAAGCUUCCGUACAGCACCUUCCGGACUUAUGUUUUCCCAGAGAUGGAGUUCAUCGCUGUCACUGCCUAUCAGAAUGAAAAGAUUACGCAGCUGAAAAUCGACAACAACCCCUUUGCCAAAGGAUUCAGAGACACAGGGAAUGGGAAACGAGAAAAGAGGAGCAAACAACGAAACCCAAGUGUGCUGCACGAGGGCCAAAGCGCAGCGGAGCAGGAGAGCGGCGAUUCUGAUGACUCGGGUGAACAACGCAGCACGAGCGAUUCCAUCUGUUCCCCUCUGGAGCUGGUCAGCAGCCCCCUGAUGUCCACACCAUCCUGCUUCGACGAGAACAACACUGGGUGUGAUUCGGAUUGUGAUCGACAAAGCGAGGACCCAGCUGAAGCCAACGGUUCCUGGGAUAAAUAUGCACCUGCUCCGAGUCUGAGAAGUGAGGAGCUCCUGCGUAACAGGUCUGCUCUUAGUAAGAGUCAUGACUGCCAGGAGGCAACCAAUGAAAGGACAGUGUUCAGAACAUCAGAUGAUAUGUACUCCACGAAGAGGGACUCGUCAAUAGAGCACAUGGGUGAAAUCCUGUCGUCUCUCAGAUGUGGUCGCCAUCAGACUUUGGAUUUUUCAGGUGCAAACAGGCAACACUUGCUGAAGUUUGGUGCGCCUCUGUUGUUUCACCCUGGACAAUUGACAGUGAAGCCAGAGGCUUUCCCCACUACGACGACAGGACAUCGAUUUUCCUCUUUGUCUGGAGUGGAUGAACUAGUAAGUGGAGAGCUGACUCUUCAAAGCAUCACCUCUGCGUCUCCCUUCAUGGCUCACCUGUCACAACACACGCUGGCAUCUCAGGGAAUCCCACUGUCACCAUAUGGAGGAUAUCCGUACUGCUACGUGGCUGCCCCAGCUGCUCUCCCCGCUUCUUCUGCAACCCUGUCUCUCUCCAGAAACCACUGUGCGCAUGGAUCUCGACCUUGGUUGCGAUUUAGCCCCUAUCAUCUCCCGUCAUCUGCCACCUCACACCCAUGCCCGCUCACAGAGUUUUCGUCUGGGAGUUCACACGCACAGUUCAAACCAGACAGCAGGAAGCCAGGUCCCGUUUGUGUCGAUCACAGCUACGAGAAGGCCAAGCAGAGGACUGCUCCACUUCAAACCACCUCUAAAGCGUCUGUAUACGAGGUGCUCAGAGGAGCUGAUAAACCACGUACCCCACGCUAAACUCUCCUAUUGUUGGGAUGGACAAUGAUGAAAAAAGGCAUUUCAUUGACAUAAUGUUAUGAUCAUAAUGCACAUUACGAUCAAAGAACAGUAGGUAUUGCUGCUAUACUGAAUAACUCCAUCACAGACUCGGGGUGUGAAUCACAAGGUACCUCAUGAUAUGUGAUGCCAAUAAUAUCACAAUACCAUAACGAUUCUGUGAUAAUCAAUAUAUUGCAAGACAAUCAUAUAGCGAUAUAUCACGAUAUCUGUCCAAGUAACGAAAACAGUGAAUCGUAAUCAGUGAAACGUUAAAAGUCCAGGAUUUUUCUAUUUAUUCACAACGUAGAGAACACAUUGCAUAAAGUCUAUGUGUUCAACGUGGAUGAGGCGUUUCUUUUAUGACAAUAUAUCACCUAAUAGAUAUUUUGACCCUAUUACAGACCCGACUACGAUCGAAAUCUUGGAAAAUCAGCAAAUCUUUUAAAGUCAUUUUUUUGUUUUUUUCGUAAAAACAUGGCUGCCAGUGAGGACAAGAAGACAGACAGGGAGUGAGUGGUCAAUACUUACUACCUAUAACCACACUGCAAUAAAAACAAUACAAUAAACACCACGAGUCAGCCAUAAGCCACCAAUGCCAUACUUGUGUAUUUCCACCUUGGAACUGUAAUAAUGUAAUAAUAAUAAAAAAAAAACAUUAUAUGUGGAAUACAGAGUUGCAAUCAUUGCCACGUGGGCAUUUUCAAUUGCAUUACCUGUACAAGAGGUCACAGUUUUAUCAAAGGUUCAACACCAUUUAAAGAGUUGUUUUCAUGUCAUGUCUAGGGCUCCAUACAAGCAUGUUGUGCUGUGGUCAUGCAGGACAUGCAGUAAGUCAAUGCCACUUUGGCGAAAACUAAAACCAGUGUUCUCCUGAUGUCACAUCCGUAACUUGACAUCGCAUGUGUGACACUAAACGUUUUAUCUGGUGCAGAGCAAAUAUUUGCAUUCGGUGUUCCGUGGUGUUAAGAAACUACAGUGGCCUUUGCAUCCCAGAAAUGAUAUUAACACUCUUUCAAUUUCCCUCUCUCUCUCUGUCUCUCACUCUCUGCUUCUUCCUUAUCACUUAUUACUUUAUGUAUCAGGGUCAUGUGAGCGGAGCCAUUCUUCUGCAUUUGUGAAGAAUGUAUAUAAGAAGUAAAAAGUACUUCUAAGGCUAUAAAACAACAAACUACUUUUAUUUUAAAGCAAUGAUACAUUUAUCAUCAAUCAAAUUGUAGCACUCUGGACCUCUAAGACCUUACCCAUACCCGCCUGCUUCUUGAUUUGCCUGCAUGCUUGACUGUGAUGCCAAUUGCCCAUCAUCUCUUUGUACUUUUGCCUGCUUGGUUUAUUUGCCUUGUUUCCACAGUAAAGACUCUUUGCCUGC
Messenger RNA from Solea senegalensis (Senegalese sole), 3316 nucleotides. RefSeq names its product T-box transcription factor TBX3-like. Gene Ontology annotation, molecular function: DNA-binding transcription factor activity, RNA polymerase II-specific; RNA polymerase II cis-regulatory region sequence-specific DNA binding. The transcript is spliced from 7 exons. The record is from RefSeq and is a predicted model, not a curated record. Gene Ontology annotation, biological process: cell fate specification; positive regulation of DNA-templated transcription; regulation of transcription by RNA polymerase II. NCBI's taxonomy places the organism in Eukaryota, Metazoa, Chordata, Actinopteri, Pleuronectiformes, Soleidae. The coding region runs from base 79 to 1929 and encodes 616 amino acids. Gene Ontology annotation, cellular component: nucleus.